CAUAAUUUAGGCUCAAAUUGAAGCACUCCUCUGCCGCACGAGCACUUCUUCCGCCUUCAAAAUGGGAGACAUAUGCGUCACUGCUGAGAUGUGCUACACCCACAAGCCAGAGGUAACAGUGUUCUAUGAGCCAGAGACCCACACCGUAUGCUCAGUCGUGAGAGACCCGAACAGCUACAAAGUAGGGUCGAUUCAGUCAUGGGCUUUGACUUUUCAUCUGGAAGCACCAGCACUGAACAUGCUGACCAAGUGAUCAACUUCAUUCAGCAAAACAGCCUGGAAGUGGAAUGGAUUCUUGAGACUCAUGCGCACGCCGAUCACCUCUCGGCAGCGCCAUAUAUUCAGGAUAAAGUGGGUGGCAAGAUUGCCAUUGGUGAAAACAUUCGACUCGUUCAGGAUAUGUUUGCAGGAGUCUUCAAUCUAGGCCCAGGAUUCCAGAAGGAUGGGUCUCAGUUUGACAAGCUCUUCGCAGACGGUGAGACCUUUCAAAUUGGUGAAUUGACUGCCAGCGUAAUCUACACUCCAGGUCAUACACCUGCAUGUGUAUGCUAUCUCAUCGGUGAUGCCCUCUUCACCGGUGACACGCUCUUCAUGCCUGACUACGGUACUGCACGGUGCGACUUUCCAGGUGGGUCUUCCAAGCUGCUAUACGAAUCCAUCCAAAGGAUCAUGACGCUUCCGGAUGAGACACGCGUUUUUGUGGGCCAUGACUACCUUCCGAAAGAUGGCAGAAAAGAGUUUGCUUGGGAGACCACCAUCGGAGAUGAAAAGAGAAGCAACAUCCACAUCGGUGGUGGAAAGUCUGAGGAGGAAUUCUGCCAGAUGCGGGACAGUCGCGAUGCGCAAUUGGCCAUUCCAAAGCUUAUUGUUCCAUCCGUCCAGGUGAACAUUCGGGCUGGUCGGUUUCCAGAACCAGAUGCCAACGGCCAUGUAGCUUUGUCAUUGCCAAUCAAUAAGCUGAGCAACAAAGGCAUCCUAAAUCCGUAAGUUCUGCGCAGAACGGUGGCGGGCCUUGUUGGGCAUUGUUUCCAAAUUUCGCUAACACCGGCAAGAAACUACUUGCUUUGGCUUGUCAGUCAUGCCGGUCAGAAGUUUCUUUUCUUUCGACUUUCGACUUCUUGCUCAGUCAAGUCAGUUGGAAGCAAGCCUUUGGACUUUCCAAUGGAAAUUGUUCAGGGCAAAAGAUGCCACUUGCAG
Messenger RNA from Cladocopium goreaui, 1197 nucleotides. NCBI's taxonomy places the organism in Eukaryota, Dinophyceae, Suessiales, Symbiodiniaceae. The record is from the annotation of a GenBank genome assembly.